UUCAUAUUGAAUGAAUUUUAAGUUAAAAUAUAUCAAACCAAGUUUAUAAUACAUUAAAAUGCAUCCACAAAAUUCCUUGCCUAUAUUCAUUUUAUAUAUUAAUUUUUACCAUAACGUGUCUAAACUGGCAAGAUAAAAUGCUCCCGUCCUUAGAGUUCUUCUAUUUCUGAGUCCCGACUUUGAUGAUGUUAACAAGAAAUACCAAAAAGUCGAUAAUCACAACAUAUGGUUGAAAACUAUACUAUAAUUUGUGCAUAAUUUAAUUUAUUAAAUAACAGUUCCUUAUUCUUAAAGCUAACAACUACCUUAAAUAAAUAACUUAAUAAAAUUAUUUUUUCAAAAUAAACAAAAAAAAAUGCUAUCUGUUUCUGUUAUCUUAUUUGGAAUAUACCAUACCUUCAUCUUUACUAACACGACAAUAAAAAAAGGAAAAGUUUCUUUCUUUGCUUCUGGGGCUCUGACUUUUCCUUUUAGGUUCUGGUCACCGGAAAUGGGUUCCCGGCGACUACCCAUCAUCACCAUUUUCUUCUUCUAUCUCUUGGUGUGUUCUCAGUCCCUAGAUGUCAAGUUUCGCAAAAGGCACAAAAUCAAAGGACCCAUCAAAACCGUCGUCGUUUUGGUCAUGGAAAACCGCUCUUUCGACCACGUCCUCGGCUGGCUUAAAUCGACCCGACCCGAUAUCGACGGUUUAACGGGAGAAGAAUCGAACCGGGUUUUAGUCACUGACCCGGAGUCUCCCAAAGUCUUCGUCUCUGACGAUGCUCUGUUUGUUGACUCGGACCCGGGUCACUCGUUUCAGGCAAUUCGGGAGCAGAUAUUCGGGUCAAACGACACCACCGCCAACCCUCCUCGGAUGAAUGGGUUCGCUCAGCAAGCGGAGAACCAGACCCCUGGGAUGUCGAAGACCGUCAUGAGUGGUUUCAAACCUGGAGUGUUACCAGUUUACACUGAGUUAGCCAACGAGUUCGCCGUAUUCGACAGGUGGUUCGCGUCAGUGCCCGCGUCGACUCAGCCCAACCGAUUCUACGUCCACUCGGCGACUUCCCAUGGAGCCACGAGCAACGUACGGAAGGACCUCAUCCAUGGCUUCCCUCAGAAAACGAUUUUCGAUUCCCUGGACGAGAAUGGUCUCACUUUUGGGAUAUAUUACCAGAAUAUCCCCGCGACCCUCUUCUACAAGAGCCUUAGAAAGCUCAAACACGUUGUUAAUUUUCAUAGUUACGCCCUGAAAUUCAAGCUCCACGCCAUGCUUGGUAAGCUACCCAAUUAUGUCGUCAUCGAGCAGCGUUACUUUGACGUUGAACUCUUACCGGCCAACGACGACCACCCCUCCCACGACGUGUCGCUUGGGCAGAAGUUCGUGAAGGAAGUCUACGAGACUCUGAGGAAAAGUCCCCAGUGGAAAGAGAUGGCCUUGUUGAUCACCUAUGAUGAACAUGGUGGGUUCUAUGACCAUGUACCCACCCCUGCUUCUGGGGUACCAAGCCCCGAUGGGAUAGUUGGACCUGACCCGUUUUACUUCCGGUUCGACCGGUUGGGUGUUCGUGUUCCGACAAUACUGGUUUCACCCUGGAUUGAUAAGGCCACUGUGAUCCACGAGCCAGAUGGGCCAACACCAUCUUCACAUUAUGAACAUUCUUCAAUACCUGCCACUGUAAAGAAGCUUUUCAAACUCAAAUCAAACUUCUUAACAAAAAGGGACGCAUGGGCCGGUUCAUUUGAGAAAUACUUCUCUAUCCGUGACACUCCACGCGAUGAUUGCCCAGAAACUCUUCCUGAGGUGAAGACAUCACUGAGGCCCUGGGGUCCAAAAGAAGAUGCAAAGCUGUCAGAGUUUCAAGUUGAAAUGAUCCAGCUUGCGUCUCAACUCAAUGGCGAUUAUGUCCUCAAUACGUACCCAAAUAUCGGUGAAAGAAUGACGGUAGGUGAAGCUAACAAGUACGCAGAAGAUGCAGUGAAGAGGUUCCUGGAAGCAGGAAGGGCUGCUCUUAAAGCUGGAGCUAAUGAGUCUGCAAUAGUCACUAUGAGACCUUCACUUACUAGCCGAGCUAGUGCUGGCAGUUACAGAAACUACAUUGAUACAUAUUGAUUGCACUUUUCUUGUCUAAUUAUUUGUCAUCUUUAAAGUGCAUGUUUGUAAAUAUUUUAUAAAAUAUAAUAUAUGAUUGGUGACAAUCAAUUAGGCUAUAGCGUUUUUCCACUAUGUUAAUUAUAUGAUGGAACAUGUGCGUGCACAAGUCUUGGAAACUAUUUGUAGACCAGUAAAUUUAUCCUCUUUAGUAAGGGGAAAGAAAAACUAUUUACAGUGAACAUGGUUUUUAUAAGUA
Messenger RNA from Cannabis sativa, 2327 nucleotides. Its product is annotated as non-specific phospholipase C1. Lineage: Eukaryota; Viridiplantae; Streptophyta; Magnoliopsida; Rosales; Cannabaceae. The transcript is spliced from 3 exons. The record is from RefSeq and is a predicted model, not a curated record. Gene Ontology annotation, biological process: phospholipid catabolic process. The coding region runs from base 356 to 2089 and encodes 577 amino acids. Gene Ontology annotation, molecular function: hydrolase activity, acting on ester bonds.